This is a messenger RNA of Camarhynchus parvulus, 1038 nucleotides long. RefSeq names its product lin-28 homolog B (gene LIN28B). The record is from RefSeq and is a predicted model, not a curated record. Lineage: Eukaryota; Metazoa; Chordata; Aves; Passeriformes; Thraupidae. Bases 196 to 948 code for a protein of 250 amino acids. Gene Ontology annotation, molecular function: nucleic acid binding; zinc ion binding. The transcript is spliced from 4 exons.
GUCACGUGUGCGCAGGGGGCCAGAAACGGAGCGAGAGAGACGGGAAAAAAUCAAAAGAGGGAAAGCACAUUAGACCAUGCGAGCUAAAUUUGCGAUCGUUCAAAAUCAGGAUGUUAGAUUAAUGCAGAAGACCACUUCGAUCCACAGGGAAAGUUUUCAUCUCACGAGUUUGGAGCAGAGGGCCCGUGGGGCAACAUGGCCGAAGCAGGGGCGAGUAAAGGUGGAGACGAACCCGGGAAGUUGCCGGAGCAGGAAGAAGAAGAGGAAUCCCAGGUUUUGCACGGAACCGGCCAUUGCAAAUGGUUCAAUGUGAGAAUGGGAUUCGGGUUCAUCUCCAUGAGCAACCGAGAGGGAAGCCCCUUGGAGUCUCCAGUUGAUGUCUUUGUACACCAAAGCAAGCUUUACAUGGAAGGAUUUAGAAGCCUAAAAGAAGGAGAACCUGUGGAAUUUACUUUUAAGAAAUCUUCCAAAGGCCUUGAAUCAAUACGGGUAACAGGCCCUGGUGGGAGCCCCUGUUUAGGAAGUGAAAGACGACCCAAAGGGAAGACAGUACAAAAAAGAAAACCAAAGGGAGAUAGAUGCUACAACUGCGGUGGCCUCGACCACCACGCUAAAGAAUGUAGUCUACCUCCGCAGCCAAAGAAGUGCCAUUACUGUCAGAGCAUCAUGCACAUGGUGGCUAACUGCCCCCAUAAAACUGUCUCGCAGCAGCCCACUAGUUCUCAGGGAAGACACGAAGCCGAACCGCAGCCUUCCACUUCUGCCUUCCUGAGAGAAGGGGGAGGAACGCACGGCUUCUCGUCUCCAUCGUACUCUCAGGAAGGCAGGUCGGAGAUGUCGGAGCGCUCGGGCAGGUCACCACAGGAAGUGUCGUCGAGUAAGUUGUCUGCGUCGCCUGAAGAACCAAACAGAAAGGGGCCUUCUGUUCAGAAAAGGAAAAAAACUUAACGCGUUUUUCAUAAUGUUCCGUUUUCUUUACCCUCUUGGGAUGUCUACCUCAUGCAAGUACAGGGGAAAUAAUUCAUUAUCAGUAGCUGA